AUGUUUCUUGCCAACGUUUCCAAAACGUUUCUCUCUCAAUCCGCUGGGAAAAUGUCGGGAAGAAAGCGCCCGGCUCCCGCUCAACGAGGUAUAAUGGACUUCUUUGACGCCAAAAAAAGGUAAGUAUCAAACUACAACGUGUGUUAUUUAAUACAUCUAAUAGUUGCCUUGGUUGCUGUGUUCAUUCUUAGCUCGUUGUAGUAUGAAAAUCGGUGAGCCACUUCACAGUUUUGUAGAUUGGACAAAACAACAUGGCAAUUUAACCGUCCAGUGAUUGAAUACUCUAUGAAAUUAAGCUUAACUUUUCAAAAUUCGAUAGCUCCAAUGAUGAGGACAAUGAUGAGAACAAUGAUGAGAACCAAACAAGUGAGGAAUCGACUAGCACGGAAGGUACGUUUAAUACAAUUGAAAGAAUUUAUCAUUUGACUUUAGAUUCGGUCUUCGCAAACCUUUGCAGCGUUGAGCAAAAUAGCGUUAACGGUACUCUGAUUUUUGGAGGACUUAUUGAUAUGAUUGACUGAAGAAGCUAAGUUGCAUAAUCUAUUUGUGAUGGUUACGUAGCGAUUAAUUUUCUUUUACAUGUAUAAGUAUUUUCAUAAGUAUUUUCCUUUUAGGUGGAAUAAUGAUAGAAGAAAACCCCUGGCCCAUUGAAGUUCUGGUGGAAAUUUUUAAGUGGUUUACAAUAGAGGAACGACUUAAGCAACUGGCACCAGUGUGCAAACUCUUUCACCAAGCCGUCCAUACACCAAAGUUUUGGAAGAUAGUUGAUACUAAUUCAGAAUUUACACUUUCUUCAUUUCAUUCUGUUUUUGGGCACGCUAAACAUAUAACACAUCUCGGUUUUCGUUAUUCUCAACGACAAUUAGGGUGCAGAAAUCUGAUAGAAAAUGCUCUGAACGAUUGUGUUAACCUUGUCCACUUAGACCUGGCGUACAAUACGUCAAUUUUCACUUUGUUUUUUAUACAAAGCAUGCCAUUUUUAAGAUACCUUGACAUAACAAGCUGCCAAAAUGUGAAGGAAACUAGUUUAACACUAUCCCUUAAAAACAAGAGAGGGCUGCAGGUGUUAAAAAUGGGGAAUUGUUUUCAGAUAGAAGGAAAUUCACUCGUUUCCAUAAUCAGGAGUCUGCCUGACGUAAGGAACGUAGUUGCCAAUUGGUGUGGCUCAAUAACAGUAGAACAAGCCCGCGAUGUUUUGCAGCACUGCAAAUUGCUGGCGUUUUCAUUUUCACCAUGUUGGGGGCCUCCUAACUUGUGGGAAGAAUUUGUACAAGAUUUUAAACAUGUAGAGUUUGGGGAGGAUCUGUUAGAUCACGUCAAACGAGUACACCUCCCGGAUUUUUGUAUGAUGAUGAAGUAGAAUGAAUAGUUAGAGACUCAUGUGUACUAGGUUCUAUGAGAAAUGGGGUAGUAAUGGCUGAACAAAGAAAGUGUUAAUGAAAAAAUAUAUAUAUGACAGCUCUUGUUUUUAAUAAACAGUCAGUCGCAGCUCGCGUUUAUUUUAUUAACUUGUUUGCAGACCCAAGUCCAUGUGUUAGAGAUCCCAAUGACCCAGCGAAUUAUACCGGUAAAACUUUAUCAGACGACCAAAAGCUUGAGCUUCUAACCGUAAAGUUUAGCUUUCCUCACGGAUUCAAGUUUCCGACAACAGCCGGAAGGCGUUUCCAACUAUCAUGGAUGGAGAAGCGGCCAUGGCUGCGUUACAGCAUUAGAAAUGACACAGCUCACUGUAUCUAUUGUAUAUGUUUUUCCAACAAUACUGUUCCAAAUGAAUCGCCAUUUAUCUCAAAAGGCUUCAAAAACUGGAAGAAAGCAGGUGAUGAGCGCCUUGACACCCAUGCGCGCAGUGAAGAACACCAACUUUCAGAGGAAAAGAUGACUAACUUCCUUAAGACACGCCGCCCAGGCAAUGACAUCAGUGCAAGACUACAAAGACAGGCAGCCGAGCAACAGCAUCGCACAAUGAAAGGCGUCGUGUCUAUUAUUGAUGUAGUCAUUGCAUUAGGACAGAGGGGCAUUCCAUUAAGAGGCAAUUGGGAUCCCUCUAAAAGAAAUGAAGAUGGGAAUUUCUCCUUCUUUGUUGACUGGAAAUCCAAAUAUGAUCCAGAACUCAAAGACCAUUUGGAUCAUGCUUCCGGUAAUGCUAAGUACACGUCUCCGAGGAUUCAGAACGAAAUAAUCAAUUUGUGCGACAGUUUCAUUAGAAACCGUGUCCGAGCAUCAAUACCAAAGUAUUGGAGUGUAAUGGCCGACGAAACGCAAGAUUGUUCUACAACUGAACAACUCAGUAUAUGUGUGCGAUAUCUGAGCAGUAAAAAUGAAGUUUGUGAAGAAUUUAUUGGAUUCGUAAGGCUUGAAAAAUUGGAUGCCCAGACCAUUGCGGAUACCUUGUUACACGCACUACAAGAAUGGGGCUUUAAUAUGUCCGGCCUAGUUGGCCAAGGAUAUGAUGGAGCAAGCGUCAUGAGUUCAAGUAGGAAUGGGGUGCAAGCUAAAGUUGCAGAGAAGUACCCUAAUGCCACGUACGUUCACUGCAGGUCCCACGUUUUGAACCUUGCAAUCUAG
This is a messenger RNA of Porites lobata, 2565 nucleotides long. The record is from the annotation of a GenBank genome assembly. NCBI's taxonomy places the organism in Eukaryota, Metazoa, Cnidaria, Anthozoa, Scleractinia, Poritidae.